UCCCCGGCGCUCCUGGACACGGCGCGUGCGUGCGCGGGAGUCACAUUUGCGUGCAUGCGCGUUCACGCGGUGAUGGUAUCUGCCUCGCGCUCGUGGAUGCUGUGUUGGCGGUGCAGGUAGACGCGAGGCGUCACGUGCUCAGGAUCACGUCGUCUUUCUAGGAGAAGAAACGUUUCUCCCGUGCGUGUUUGUGCUGACAUGGCGGCGUCCGGGUGGCGCUAAGCGGCGGUUCCUCUGGGCCGACGCUGGCUUCGUUUGGUUUUCCUUUUUAAAUCGAGGAUUGCGUGAAGGAGAACCAUGACGACUGGUCAGGAUGAAAGUUCGGUCCGAGUGGCGCUGAGGAUCCGUCCUCAGCUGGCCCGGGAGAAGAUUGAAGGAUGUCACAUAUGCACUUACGUGAUGCCAGGAGAGCCUCAGGUCAUCCUGGGCAAGGACAAGGCCUUCACCUACGACUACGUUUUUGACAUGGACUCCCAGCAGGAUGCCAUCUACGGCACCUGCACGGAGAAGCUGAUUGAGGGCUGCUUCGAGGGCUACAAUGCCACCGUCUUUGCAUACGGACAGACUGGUUCAGGGAAGACGUACACCAUGGGCACGGGCUUUGACGUCAACAUAGCAGACGACGAACUGGGCAUCAUCCCCCGCGCUGUCCACCACCUCUUCAAGGGAAUAGAGGAGCGCCGGCAGGCCGCCCAGGAGCAGGGUCGCCCUAUGCCCGAGUUUAAGAUCAACGCUCAGUUCCUGGAGCUUUACAACGAGGAAGUUCUGGACCUCUUUGACUCCACGAGAGAUAUGAAGCAGAAGUCUCACGUCAAGAUUCACGAGGACGCCAACGGAGGCAUCUACACUGUGGGCGUGACCACACGCACAGUGUCCUCAGAGGCUGAGAUGAUGCAGUGCCUCAAGCUGGGCGCUUUGUCUCGUACCACCGCCAGCACCCAGAUGAACGUCCAGAGCUCCAGAUCCCACGCCAUCUUUACCAUCCACCUGUGCCAAGUCCGCGUCUGUGCCUCUGACAAUCAUGAAGAUGAAGCUGACAACAGGGUCUCCAACGGCAACGGCGACAUGGAUGAGUAUGAGACUCUGACAGCAAAGUUUCACUUUGUGGACUUGGCCGGCUCUGAAAGACUGAAGAGGACCGGUGCCACAGGAGACCGAGCCAAAGAGGGCAUCUCCAUCAACUGUGGACUGCUUGCUCUGGGCAAUGUAAUCAGCGCUUUGGGCGACCGGAGCAAGCGGUCGUCACACGUGCCUUACAGAGACUCCAAACUCACCCGGCUUCUGCAGGACUCAUUAGGAGGAAACAGCCAAACAGUGAUGAUCGCGUGUAUCAGCCCGUCCGACCGCGACUUCAUGGAAACGCUCAACACGCUCAAGUAUGCCAACCGAGCCAGGAACAUCAAGAACAAGGUGAUGGUGAACCAGGACAAGGCCAGCCAGCAGAUCAGCGCCCUGAGGACGGAAAUCGCUCGGCUGCAGAUGGAGCUGAUGGAGUACAAGACGGGUAAACGCUUGGCAGGCGAGGAUGGCGUGGAGAGCUUCAGCGACAUGUUCCACGAAAACGCCAUGCUGCAGACGGAGAACAGCAACCUGAGGGUGAGAGUGAAGGCCAUGCAGGAGACCAUUGAUGCUCAGAGAGCUCGACUCACCCAGUUGCUCAGCGACCAGGCCAACCAGGCUCUCGCCAGGGCCGGUGAAGGAGGCAGCGAGGAAAUUGGCAACAUGAUCCAGAGUUACAUCAAAGAGAUUGAAGACCUUAGAGCCAAACUUCUGGAGAGCGAGGCGGUGAAUGAGAACCUGCGGAAGAAUUUGUCACGUGCCUCCAACCGCCAGUCGUUCUACGCAGGCUCCAUGCUGGCACCCGAGAAGGAGACAUCAGACAUCAUUGAGCUGGCCAAGAAAGACCUGGAGAAACUGAAGAAGCGUGAAAAAAAGAAAAAGAAAAGACUCCAUCAGCUGUUGGAGGAGCGAGAGAGGGAGGAGGUGGUAGAGGAGGUUGAGGACGUCAGUGUCUGCAAGGAGGACGUCCCUGACAACGAGCAGGAAAAGGAGAAAGAGAAUGCAGAGCGAGUAAAUGACGACACAGAAAUGGAGGCACAAGAGGCCAGUGACCACGACGAAGGAGAAGAUGAAGACGAAGACGAGGACGAGGACAUGGACGUAGAGGAGAGCUCCGAUGACACCGACUCUGAGUCAGAUGAGAAAGAGGACUUCCAGGCCGAUUUGGCCAACAUCACCUGCGAGAUUGCCAUCAAGCAGAAGUUGAUUGACGAGCUGGAGAACAGCCAGCGACGCCUGCACACGCUCAAGCAGCAAUACGAGCAGAAGCUGAUGAUGCUCCAGUGCAAGAUCAGGGACACGCAGCUUGAGAGGGACCGGGUCCUUCAUAACAUGAGUUCAGUGGAGACUGGCUCGGAUGACAAGGCCCGCAAGAUCAAAAUGGAGUAUGAGAAGAAGCUGAGCCUCAUGAACAAGGAGCUCCAGAAGCUCCAGUCGGCCCAGAAGGAGCAUGCGCGCCUGCUGAAGAACCAAUCACAGUACGAGAAGCAGCUCCGGAAGCUUCAGUCGGACGUGGCUGAAAUGAAGAAGACCAAGGUUCGCCUCAUGAAGCAGAUGAAGGAGCAGCAGGAGAAAAACAGGAUGAAUGAAUCACGCAGAAACCGAGAGAUUGCCACCUUGAAGAAAGACCAGCGCAAACAGGAGCACCAACUGAAGCUGCUGGAGGCACAGAGACGGCAACAGGAGCUCAUCCUGAGGAGGAAAACUGAGGAGGUGACUGCACUGAGGAGACAGGUCAGACCCACCUCAGGGAAGGUCGUCAGGAAAAUCAACCUUUCAGAUUCCAUCCAGGAGUCGUCUCACCGCCCUCCCUCCGGACGCCUGUACUCUGGUCACACUGCUCCCAACGGCACUCGGUCCUCCCCGAGACGGACCGGCAGCAUUUACUCCACAAGGAUGGCCCGCAACAAGUGGCAGUCUCUGGAGCGACGUGUCUCUGACGUCAUCAUGCAGAGGAUGACCAUCUCCAACAUGGAGAACGAUAUGAACCGCCUUCUCAAGCAACGGGAAGAGCUGACCAAGCGUAAGGAAAAGGUCGUCAAGAAGCGGGACCGUCUGGUCAAAGAGGGGUCCGAAACAGAAAAGGCGGCGCUUCCCCUGAACGAGGAAGUGGACGCCCUGACCGCCAACAUCGACUACAUCAACGAUAGCAUUGCAGACUGUCAGGCCAACAUCAUGCAGAUGGAGGAGACCAAGGAGGAGGGUGACACAGUGGACGUUUCUGCUGUGAUUGGUUCAUGUACCCUGGUGGAGGCUCGAUUCCUGCUGGAUCACUUCAUGUCCAUGGCUAUAAACAAGGGUCUGCAGGCGGCCCAGAAGGAGUCUCAGGUGAAGGUGAUGGAGGGCAGGCUGAAGCAGACGGAGAUCACCAGUGCCACACAGAACCAGCUGCUCUUCCACAUGCUGAAGGAGAAGGCGGAGUUCAACCCAGAGCUGGACGCCCUGCUUGGCAACGCUCUGCAAGAGCUGGGUAACGUCUCAGCUGAAAACGGUGACGACAGCAGCAGCGACGAGUCAACCGCCAGCCCCUCUGCGGACGGAAACACUGUACCAUCAGAUGUCAUGAAGAUCUGUGGCGACCCCAAGUCCAGGAACAAGGCUCGCAGGAGGACCACCACUCAGAUGGAGCUCCUGUAUGCCAACAGUGACUCCGCCCCUGACAGCCACAUGGGCGACUUCUCCGGCCCCAUGUUGCCGUUGGCAGAGACACCAGACGGCAGCGGGGACAUGGACACGUCGGGUUCAUCUGUCAGAGACUUCACGGCGCUCUCGCCAGGAUUCUCCUCUAAAAUGGGCAGCGUUCCGGGCUCCAGAGCGCCAUCUGCCAUGGAAAAGAGAGCGCUGGAGCCUUCGCCGCUCUUUCGCAGGAAGACCUAUGACAAGGCCCAAGCGGCGUGCGACAGGGCAAAGUUCAAGGAGAUUAAACAGGGCGUCAUUAACCCGGUGCCGGCCACCAAGAGCAGUCGCUCAGCAUCGCUGCAGUGUGUCCAUGUGGCUGAAGGACACAGCAAGGCUGUCCUGUGUGUCGACUGCACCGAUGACCUCCUCUUCACCGGAUCCAAAGACCGCACAUGCAAGGUGUGGAACCUGGUGACGGGUCAGGAGAUAAUGUCGCUGGCCGGCCACCCCAACAACGUGGUGUCGGUGCGUUACAGCUCCAGUCUGGUCUUCACCGUCUCCACCUCCUACAUCAAAGUCUGGGACAUCCGAGACUCGGCCAAGUGCAUCCGAACGCUCUGCUCCUCGGGUCAGGUUAACGUCGGCGACGUCUGCGUGUCCACAACCAGCCGUACCGUCACUAUCCCGACAGGAGAGAACCAGAUCAACCAGGUCGCGCUGAACCCCAACGGCACCGUCCUGUAUGCUGCAGCAGGAAACUCUGUCAGGGUCUGGGAUCUACGAAGGUUUGCAUCCACUGGUAAGCUGACUGGUCACCAAGGUCCUGUUAUGUGUUUGACUGUGGAUCAGUCAGGGAACAACCAAGACCUGGUCAUCACCGGCUCCAAAGACCAUUACGUCAAGCUCUUUGACGUGACCGAGGGCUUGCUGGGAAGCAUCAGCCCAACACACAACUUUGAACCACCGCACUACGACGGUAUAGAGUCACUGGUUGUCCAGGGGGACAUCUUCUUCAGCGGCUCUCGGGACAAUGGCAUCAAGAAGUGGGACCUGGACCGCAAAGACCUGCAACAGCAAGUCCCGAAUGCCCACCGUGACUGGGUGUGCGCCCUAGGUUUGGUGCCCGGCUCGCCGGCCCUCCUAAGCGGCUGCAGAGGCGGGGUGCUCAAACUGUGGCACACGGACACUCUGGCCCCACUGGGCGAGCUCAAAGGUCACGACAGCCCCAUCAACGGCAUCGCCACCAACAGCGGACACCUGUUCACUGCCUCUGACGACCGCACAGUGAAGAUCUGGCGGGCCCGAGGAGGACUGGACGGCACCUUUGAGGCGGUAGACAAUGCAGAUGAGAUGGCCAGUAUUUGAAGUCUGCGCCCCCUACUGGUUGACCUUGCUGGAAAGACGCUGUUGCCAUCCCCUGAUUUGGCGCUGCCCUGCACUUUGACCCCUGGCUUGGCUCUAUCCCAGUACUUGCUGCGACCUUACACUAAACACGCACAUCAUUCAACAUCUCACGCUUGUUGUUAGCAUCUUGCGUAUCAGCACAUCAGUCAAAAAAGGAAGUGGCGGGUUGGUAGCUGGUCUAAACAACCCAGGAUGUCCUCAUGUCAUCACGUGUGGCUUCAAGUAUUCUGCUUAACGCCCUCUCCUGUUUGAGCUCUAUUUCUUGAAGAAUACAUGUCACUGCAGCACUCAUGUCCACAGUGGACAUGUCAUGAGGAAGGGGUGAGACACUUCCUGGUUGAGGCUGAUGGGAUGCAUUUUAGUUUACAUAUACUUGUUGAUUUUUGAAAUCUUUUAGUUAGGUGCUGGAUUUGUCUCGUUUAUCGAGCGUAGAUAAGACUUGAUUGUGUUGUGCCCUGCCCACACGGCACUACCGCCAUGUAUUAAGUAGCUGUGUGAUGCCAUUCGUCUUUACUCAGAGCAGCAUUUGAAGACUCUACACUCUACAUUAGUAUUGUUAUGGUUCACGCUCUAUACACAUACAUUGACGUGGUCUGCGCUCAAUACCUGUAUGUGACUUUGUCUGUAUGCCAUACAUGUACGUUGACAUGGUCCACACCUGUUUCUCUACAUGUGGGCCAUCCUGCACACUCAUGGUGACCUGGUCUACACGUCAUACAGGCAUUUAGACAUGGUUUCACUAUAUUCACUCUGGGCUGUGCUCACUACACGUUUGGUGAUAGGCUCCACACUCAACACAAAUGUUGGCAUGGUCCUAUCUCACUUCUUUUAUGUAACACGGUCUCAUCUCACUACAUGCAUUGUAUGUCGAUAUGGCCUGCUCACUACUUUACAGUAUAUGUUGACAUGGUCUGUGCUCACUUUAGUUAAGUUGAUAUCAUGACUGUCAAAAUGGCAGCACACAUAUUUUACGCUCAGUACAGAUGUUUGACGCGGUCUGUGCCCAUUUGCAUGUACAUUGACAAGGUUCGUGCUCACUUAAUUUGUGUGGGACGGUCCACAAAUGUAUGUUGCCAUGGUCCCUGUUGACGAAAAAUGUGUUGACGUGCUACACUCGCUCCACAUAUGUUGACAUGGUCUGUGCUCGCUUGAUGUACUGUAGUUCGAUAUCAUCACAUUGUCACAUUGUCAGACAUGUAGACAUGACAGCUCAACACAAUGGCUGACAUGGUCCACACUUAACUACACUUAUGGUGACAUGGUUCGUGCUCACCACAUGUACUGUAUAUUGAUGUGGUCUAUACUGACUACAUGUGUAUGGCAUGGUCCACAGUCAAUACAUGUAUGGCUACAGGGUCUGUGCCUGUUGUAUGUAUGUAUGUUGACGGGGUCUGCGCUCACUACACAUAUGAAGACACGGAUACAUGCAUACGUCGUGUAUGUUGAUUUUUGCGAUGUACGCAGUCCGUGCAGUGGCAAUGGUUCACACUCACUCGACGUUUGUUUGUGUCUCCUCACAUGUAUAAGAGGGCUUGUCGUAGUGCACUGCAGGUGAGGUCUGCUGGUUACCGUAGCAACGCACAAUGUAUGUACAGUAUAUUUAUGUCACAGGCCUUUAGAGAGGCGAGGCCUUCAGACUCUGUCACAUGUAUGCUUCAGUGACACUUGUGAGGAUGAUGAUGUCAUGGUGUAAUAUGACAUAUAACUGAAUGUUGCUCAUCCUGUGGGACCACCAGUUUGAACGUAGGAGGAGGCCACGUGGGACUUCCUCCACUGAAGCCAAGGAUGUUAUUUAAUGAAUUCAUGCUUAGACUUUCGUUUUUCUUUAGUCCGCCGUCUCCCCCUCCCCAUGCCCCUCAUUUGCAACUAUAGAAGCCAUGUUCCAAAUGGCCGUCUGUGUAGACAUUCAAAUGUCAGAUGAUGCCUGCUGAGAAUAAACGCCAUCUGUCAAAAACAAACA
Dunckerocampus dactyliophorus (ringed pipefish) is the source of this 7042-nucleotide messenger RNA. It is a transcript of the gene kif21a, whose product is annotated as kinesin family member 21A. Gene Ontology annotation, biological process: microtubule-based movement; mitotic spindle organization. NCBI's taxonomy places the organism in Eukaryota, Metazoa, Chordata, Actinopteri, Syngnathiformes, Syngnathidae. The transcript is spliced from 35 exons. The record is from RefSeq and is a predicted model, not a curated record. Gene Ontology annotation, molecular function: microtubule binding; ATP binding; microtubule motor activity. Bases 298 to 5043 code for a protein of 1581 amino acids.